UCUUCAUUGCAACUCUCUCUCUCUCUCGGCUCGCUCUCAUGGCCAGGAACUGCAACCCCUACUAUUGUCUCUCUCUCUAUAAAUUCCGAAUCUCAUCCCUCUCUCUCUACAAUUCCCCAAUCUCUCUCCAUCUCUUUCCAAAGAGCCGAUUCAAAUUUUCACACAAUUCCAUCAGAGACAGUUCUAGCACCACUAUAUCAUCAUCAUCAUCAUCAGCAAGUGGAUUCACUUGGGACGACGUUUUCAAAAUCUCUCGCUCUGAAGAUCACUCCUUCGAUCUCCAUGGCUUCUUCGACAAAAUCAAAAUCUGCAAUCGCGGCUCCGAGAAGCAACAUGAAUUCAUUCCGUUUGUUAUCGGGGACCAAAUCGUCGGCUAUGUUCAUAACCGUUUUGCUGACCAUUUGAGGAGGUUUCAGGAUGUGUUUAUUUUCCCUCAGAACAAUUCUUUCACCAACCAUGUCACGUUACAUCCAAUUUUGAGAACACCUGAGGAGAGGACUAGGGCUGUUGCAGAUGUUGUCAAAUGCCUAGGGGAAGAAUUUAUUCCAGGUAUACGGAAUGAGCUAUACCCUGUCUUCUCAUCCUUUGGGACACAAGUAUUUUUUUCGCUGGAACGUGCAGCAGCUCCAUACUUUGGGAUAAAGGCUUUUGGAGUUCACAUGAAUGGCUAUGUUGAAAGAGCUGGGCAGAAAUAUCUGUGGAUAGGGAAGAGAAGUGAAGUGAAACCCACCUACCCUGGGAUGCUGGAUCAUCUGGUUGCUGGAGGACUGCCUCAUGAUAUUGCAUGUGGGGAGAAUCUUGUAAAGGAAUGUGAAGAGGAAGCAGGGAUACCGAGUUCCAUUUCCAAUGAAGCUAUACCCGUUGGUGCUGUCUCCUACAUGGACAUUGAUGGAUAUAGAUACAAGAGAGAUGUUCUAUUUUGUUAUGAUUUAAAACUUCCUGAAGGUUUUAUUCCUAAGAAUCAAGAUGGAGAGGUCGAGAGCUUCAAAUUGAUACCCGUAGCAGAUGUUGCAAAUGUCAUACGAAGAACGCAGUUUUUCAAACCAAAUUGCAAUCUUGUCAUCAUUGAUUUCCUGUUUCGACAUGGGUAUAUUAGACCUGAAGAGUUUGGGUACUUGAAGCUGCUACAGAGUUUGAGGAUUGGAGAUUGUUCCUAGACCGAUAUACUCCUUUUCUUUGGAAGGAGAGAUAGGCGUUGAAUAUACAUAUAUAUAUAUAUGCAGGCUUGUUGAGUUUGGUUUCCAGCAACUUGGAAUUCUUCCUACCGACGGACCAAAAACGAGAUUCUAUUGUGCUUCUUGCAUGAGUAAAUCUCAACGAAAGUAAUAUUAUCGUUUCGAAUUCAUGAUUCAAUUUGUAUGUCUAAGCAAGUCUAGUUUCAAAAGAAAAUCGUGUACACAUUUUUUUUUUCAAGUGAUUAUAAAAAAGAUUCAAACUGCUUAAAAAUAUAUUGAAUGAGAAGAGAACAGAGCUUUGGCCUAUUUUUUUGA
Camellia sinensis is the source of this 1490-nucleotide messenger RNA. Its product is annotated as nudix hydrolase 20, chloroplastic. The record is from RefSeq and is a predicted model, not a curated record. NCBI's taxonomy places the organism in Eukaryota, Viridiplantae, Streptophyta, Magnoliopsida, Ericales, Theaceae. Gene Ontology annotation, molecular function: 8-oxo-dGDP phosphatase activity.